This is a messenger RNA of Lachancea sp. 'fantastica', 1608 nucleotides long. Lineage: Eukaryota; Fungi; Ascomycota; Saccharomycetes; Saccharomycetales; Saccharomycetaceae. The record is from the annotation of a GenBank genome assembly.
AUGGUAACAGAGGGAAGCACCUCUUUUAGAGGUAAUGUUUCCUCGCGUGACAGCUCCGAAUCAUCGGCUAAACAGGCUGUGCACGAAUUCCAUAAAGGCGACGAAGUAGCGAUUUCCGAAAACUUCGCAAAAAGCUCAGAAGGCCAGCCGGAGGGCCAGCUGAGAAGACAAUUUUCGGUGUGGUCGAUCCUGGGAGUCGGCUUCGGACUCACCAACUCGUGGUUUGGUAUCUCAGCGUCCAUGGUAACAGGUAUCUCCUCCGGCGGACCCAUGAUGAUCGUGUACGGUAUCAUAAUCGUGGGUUUGAUCUCGGUGUGUGUGGGUGUGUCGCUUGGAGAACUGUCCUCGGCGUACCCUCACGCCGGAGGUCAGUUCUGGUGGUCGUUGAAAUUGGCCCCCGCCAAAUACAAGAGAUUUGCUGCCUACAUGUGCGGAUCCUUCGCAUAUGCAGGCUCGGUUUUCACCAGUGCGUCUACGACGCUCUCCGUGGCUACUGAACUAGUGGGCAUGUACGCCCUGGCACACCCAGAUUUCACCGUAAAGAGAUGGCACGUCUUUGUGUGUUUCGAGUGUCUGCAUCUGUUUUUGAUGUUAUUCAACUGCUACGGGAGAUCGUUGCCCUUCAUAUCGUCCAGUGCUCUGUACAUCUCGCUAUUUUCCUUCGUGACAAUCACGAUCACCGUGCUUGCAUGUUCGCAUGGGAACUACAAUGAUGCCAAAUUCGUGUUUGCCACUUUUUUCAACGAAACCGGAUGGAAAAGCAGCGGGAUUGCCUUUAUUGUGGGUCUGAUUAACCCCGCUUGGUCCUUUUCUUGUCUGGACUGUGCCACACACAUGGCUUUCGAAGUCGAAAAACCGGAACGUGUCAUUCCCAUCGCCAUCUUAGGUACCGUGGCAAUCGGAUUCUGUACCUCGUUCUGCUACGUUAUUGCCAUGUUUUUCUCUUUGCACAACCUCUCCGCUAUUACCAGCUCUAACACCGGGGCUCCAAUUCUUGACAUUUAUUUUCAAGCGUUGGGUAACAAAGCGGGUGCUCUAGUGUUGGGUACGUUGGUUCUGUUGACAUCGUUCGGCUGCGUUAUUGCAUGUCACACUUGGCAGGCAAGAUUAUGCUGGUCUUUUGCCAGAGAUGAGGGUCUACCAUUCUCCAAGUUCAUGUCUAAAAUUAACCCACAGCUUGGCAUUCCAUUGAACGCCCACUUGGUGUCUUCAUUCCUUAUCGUGUUAUUGGGUGUGCUGUACUUGGCUUCCACAACAGCUUUCAACUCGUUGAUCACCGGAUGCAUUAUGUUUUUACUUCUCUCAUACAUUGUUCCGGUGAUUUGCCUGCUAUUGAAGAAACGCGAUAUCAAACAUGGUCCAUUCUGGCUUGGCAAAUUCGGCUUACUAUGCAAUAUCGUGCUACUGGGUUGGACCGUUUUCGCCUUUGUAUUUUUCUGUUUCCCCUUCGUGAUGCCUGUUGAGAAGGACAACAUGAACUACGCUUCGGUGGUAAUUGUCGGAUACUUACUCUUCUCCUUGCUGUAUUGGGUUUUCAGAGGGCGCAAGAAUUUCCACGCCGUCGAAGAGGAAGACUAUGGUUCUGAAGAUCCUUAUUUAAUGGAAUAA